Bemisia tabaci is the source of this 897-nucleotide messenger RNA. Lineage: Eukaryota; Metazoa; Arthropoda; Insecta; Hemiptera; Aleyrodidae. The record is from RefSeq and is a predicted model, not a curated record.
GUGAGACAGGCGAAAUUAUCGGAUCUGCAGCUAGUUGUGGGUUUUGACCGUUAAAAUCUCAGUAGUUAACUUUAAAUUAGGUUUUUACAAAGAAAAUUGCAGAGUGCUGAAAAAGUGCUGAAAUUUCUUUGUCUCAGUGCUGAUUUUUCGGCCUUGGUGCUGAAAUUUGAUGAGGCUGAGUGCUGAUUUUUGAAAAUUCCAUCUGGGAACCCUGGCCGUGCACGUGAAGACUGAAGCAUACUGAAGACUGGUGAGAACGCAAACGUGAACUGAAAUCAUCGAGGUGUGAUGUAACAGGACGUUUGCUGCACUCAAUGUAAUUUUAGAUUUAUCGCACAAUUUGAUCAAGAGGUUCAUUCUUAUCUCCUUUUUCAACUUCCUCUGCUCCCUCAUUGUGAUAUCUUUUCAUAGAAACAUCUACCGGUCUGUACAGUCUGUGCCUGUACCUUCGUUUUCUUUGAGUAUUUCUGUCCUCGUUUCUCAUUGACAUUGUAACUUCCGUCAAAUCUCGUUCUACGUCUCAAGAUGUCCAAGAAGCCAGCAUACAAAGUUGCUGACAUCAAUCUCGCAGAAUGGGGUCGAAAAACAAUCAUGCUGGCAGAAAUUGAAAUGCCUGGUCUGAUGGCCCUAAGGAAAAAGUACGGGCCAUCGAAAAUUCUCAAAGGUGCACGAAUAGCAGGAUGCUUGCAUAUGACAGUUCAAACAGCUGUACUUAUUGAGACCCUUCUUGAAUUAGGAGCUGAGGUCCAGUGGUCUAGUUGUAAUAUUUUUAGUACACAAGAUCAUGCUGCAGCAGCAAUUGCAAAACGUGGUGUGCCAGUUUAUGCAUGGAAAGGUGAAACGGAUGAAGAAUAUUUAUGGUGCAUUGAGCAAACACUGGUUUUUCCAGAUGGCAAG